This is a messenger RNA of Nomia melanderi (Alkali bee), 4596 nucleotides long. Its product is annotated as lysosomal alpha-glucosidase. NCBI's taxonomy places the organism in Eukaryota, Metazoa, Arthropoda, Insecta, Hymenoptera, Halictidae. Gene Ontology annotation, molecular function: carbohydrate binding; alpha-1,4-glucosidase activity. The record is from RefSeq and is a predicted model, not a curated record. Gene Ontology annotation, biological process: carbohydrate metabolic process.
ACGCUUUACAAUGUAAAAUGUUAAUAUUGUGUCGUUAAACAAAGCCCCGUUUAAACGACUGCGAGUACUCGCAUGCUGAUCAUUAAACUAAAAAUAAAAUGAAAUAAGAGAUAAGCUAAAGGGGUGUGUAGUUGACUAAGUUGUUUCAUAUUCUUUGUUAGUGUCACGAGACGCGACAUCUUACAGUAUACGAAUACCUUUGAACAAAGGAUUAUAAGUCGACAAGUGCAAAUAAAUCAAAUUUAUAUUCUUACAUUUUAUUAUCGUAUAAUUUUUGGUGCAGUCAAUGUGAAAACUAUGUUACAAGAGUAAUCGUAAAUUUAGUAGAUCGUGUUACUUUUUCAACGGAAAGCUUAGAAAACCAUAUCUCAUCAAGAUGAUUAUCAAAGGUGUGAAUCACUCAAUCGUUAAAGAAAACUCAGAAAAAUCAAAUUUUUCAGAAAAUUAUUAUUUAUCAGAACUUCCAAUGGUAGAUGCAUUUAUGGAUGAUACUGCCAAGCAAAGGAAACAUUUAACCAGGAAUACAUCUGCAAAUACGUAUUUAAGAUAUAUAUUGCCAUGCGAUGUUAUCAGAGUGGUAUUAUCGAUUAUUUUAUUUUGUGCUUUGGUGUUAUUUAUCAGACAGUCUAGAUAUGUUCUUAUUGAAAAGUACCGAAUAAAUAUAAAUUCUAUGCAUGACAAUGAAAGUACAUUAGAAACAGGUUAUUUAUUAAUUGAUGUUUCGAACACUGUGGUUGGCAACCAGGGAUAUCAAUACGAUGUAAUGUUUAUGAAGAGAAUAUAUAAAGCAUCUAAGAUUAUACAGGAAUGUAAAAAUAUACCAGAAGAAUUACGAUUUGAUUGCCAUCCUGAGGAUGGAGUAACAGAAUUAUCUUGUAUUCGUAGAGGUUGUUGCUGGAAACCACCGUACACUAAAAUUUUAACCCUUACACGUGCUCCAUUGAAUGUUCCUUACUGUUAUUAUCCAAAGAAUUGGAGUUUGUACAAGUACAGAAAUUACAGCCAGAUUGGGAAUGAGUUCUCUGGAUUUCUUCAGCUAAUUGGAAAUUCUUUUUAUAAAAAAGACCUACCCCUUCUUAAGGUGGAAGCCAGUGACAUAGAUGAUUCGAUUUUGCGUUUAAAAAUAUACGAUGCAAAUAAAAAGAGAUACGAACCGCCGUGGCCUAUCAGACCUGAUUCCAAACCAUUUGAGGGGCGAAAUGUUAAUGCAAAAUAUACAUUGAAUAUCGAUACUACGAAACCCGGUUUUAAAGUAUACAGAGCCUCAAACAACUCAGACAAUACAGUGUUGUUCGACUCGACUGGUAUCGGAGGUUUCAUAUUUGCAGACCAGUUUUUACAAAUAAGUUCCCUCUUAGCAUCUCAUAACAUUUAUGGUAUUGGUGAACAUCAGUCGAAUUUAAAAUUGAACACGUCCUGGCAGAGUUUUACGUUAUUUAACAAGGAUCAACCACCAGUAGAAAAAGCAAAUUUAUACGGAUCUCAUCCUUUUUAUUUGGUCGUUGAAAAUUCAGGGAAAUCUCACGGAGUAUUGUUGCUGAACAGUAACGCUAUGGACGUGAUAUUACAACCAUCACCAGCAAUUACGUUUCGAACGAUCGGUGGCAUUUUCGAUAUUUACUUUUUUCUGGGACCAACACCAGCCGAUGUAAUAAAACAAUACUCGAAAAUAGUGGGCAAACCAUUUUUGCCUCCAUACUGGUCACUAGGGUUUCAUUUGUGCAGGUACGGAUACGGUAGCUUGGAAGGAACGAAAGAAGUAUGGAAGCGAACGAUAGCAGCAGGAAUUCCAUUUGAUACUCAAUGGAACGAUUUGGAUUACAUGGAUAAAAACAACGAUUUCACGUACAGUUCGGAAAAGUUCAAGGAUCUGCCCCAAUUCUUAGAAGAACUUCAUACGAGGGGAAUGCAUUACAUACCAUUGAUCGAUGCUGGCGUAUCCGCCUCGGAAAGGAACGGAACUUAUUUGCCGUACGAUGAAGGCCUGAAGGACGAUAUAUUCGUGAAGGAUGAAACGAACAACAUCUGCGUCGGGAAAGUUUGGAAUUAUGUUUCCACGGUUUGGCCUGACUUUACCAAUCCUAAAGCGCCAGAUUAUUAUCUGCGGAUGAUGAGCUUGAUGCACGAGAGUUUUGCAUACGACGGAGCAUGGAUCGACAUGAACGAACCGUCAAAUUUCUACGACGGUUGUAAGAAUGUAUGCUCGAAGAAUGAUUUGGAUUAUCCGGUGUACGUACCCAACGUGUUGGGUGGUAAACUCAGGACGAAAACUUUGUGCAUGAACGCGAAACACUAUUUAGGAACACACUACGAUCUUCAUAAUACGUACGGUACCAGCCACGCGAUAGCUACGAAUUAUGCCCUGGUCAAUAUUCGUAAGAAAAGACCGUUUAUAAUCUCGCGAUCAACGUGGGUGGGACACGGAUAUUACGCCGGUCAUUGGACAGGAGAUCUUUAUUCCUCAUGGUAUGAUAUGAAAAUGACCAUCCCCGCAAUUUUGUCGUUGAAUUUCUAUCAAAUACCAAUGGUCGGCGCAGACAUUUGUGGAUUCAAUGGGAAUGCUACGGUCGCGCUGUGUAAUCGUUGGAUGCAACUCGGCGCUUUUUAUCCUUUCUCUCGCAAUCACAAUUCCGACGACACUGUAGAGCAAGAUCCAGCUGCUUUGGGCGAGUUGGUGAUACGAUCAUCGAAACGCGCUCUCAAGAUACGAUAUUGGCUUUUACCCUAUUUGUAUACUUUGUUUUUCCGAGCGCACAAAUUUGGAGAAACUGUAGUACGUCCGUUAUUUUUCGAAUUCCCGGAGGAUCCGAUCACUCGUGAUAUCGAUACACAGUUUCUAUGGGGAGGUUCUUUGAUGAUUGUUCCCGUCUUGAAAGAAAACGAGGUAAACGUGACAGCUUACCUGCCACGAGGAGUGUGGUAUGAUUUUUAUACGAAAAAAAGUCUGCUGGGUGGUCCCGGUAAAUGGUGCACGUUGGAUGCACCGCUCGACACUAUACCGUUAAUGAUUCGUGGAGGAUCCGUUUUGCCUGGGCAAAAGCCAGCUCUCACUACCACCGACAGCAGGAAGAACGGUUUCGACCUGUUGAUCGUAUUGGAUCAAAAGGAAACAGCCCAAGGAGAAUUAUAUUGGGACGACGGCGAUAGCUUAGACUCUCUUGAAAAAGGACAGUUUCUGUGGUUGUCAGUCCUCGUGGAAAAUAACACUGUUUCUUCUGCUUCGAUGUCGAACGAAACUACCUUUGACGAGCCGGUAAUCCUCGAUCGGAUACAAAUAUGGGGUGUCGCGCCGCAUGUUUCGCGAGUCUCGUUAAAUGGUCGCGAGAUCGAGUACCGAUACAACGCUACCGAAAAUAGUUUGCUCGCCAACAAGUUACAGACUGAUCUGAGGAACGAAUUCACGCUUCGAUGGGAGUACGAGCGAUUAAGCGAAACACCGAUUAACGAUAAGCAGCGUUAAGCCCGCUCUUAUUGGGAACGAUAAUUGUCGUUUUGCAUUUUUUGGGAGUAAUGGUUAUUCGUGUGAUACGUAGGAUAUCGCCCUGACGACUUUUUUACGAUGAUUGUAUAUGCAAAUACGUAUUUAGCUACAAGUAUGUGUAUAUCUUUUUCUCAAAUACUGUUUUCUGACGCUAUGAUAUUCGUAAAUCUGUUUGUAUUAUCUUUGUAUACAAGUUCAUAUAUAAAUACAUAUAUAAGUAAUAAUAAUAACAACUGUAAAGAAAAAACAUUUUAUUCGAAUCACCGUUCUAUCGUACAGUACGGUACAGUGUACGGUACAUAAUGCAGAAUAGUAAUAUUUAUGGCACUAAUGGAAAACAAUAAAUAGAACUUUAAAUCUUUUGAUAAUGCGUUCAACGAAAAUAUAUGAGAAAAACGCGCAACAGUUAUACGCGAUUCCUACGCGAGAAACGGUAAAGGAUAACAAAGCGCGAUCUUUCGCGCACACGACGCCGACAACUUUUGGUUAAUCGACAACGUUAUUUUUCUUCUUUGGCACCGUAACUUAAAAAUAACACCAGAGCGAAACCUUAUCUUCGAAACAUCGAAAUCCGCUUCGUUUAGUUCCGUUACUCUUUCUUUUCCUCCUCCGUCUCUCCUUCUUUGUUUCCUCUUUCGAACGCGACCGAAUACAUUCGACUCUCCUUUGACCUCGAUUUAUAUUCUACAUUCAAUGUACCGCGACCUCUGUUUGCAUUUCUACGACAAACGGAAAAGUAGAUUUCGAUCUUUCGAAUAUAUUUCGAAGCGAUAUGCGGUUCGCGGCAACAAUCGUCCACUUUCCACGACAAUGUUUUAUUCUCGUCGAGUGUUUUGCCGAAUUUUCGUCGAAUUCAUUGAAUUGUGGAUGAAAUUUCAUACUCUUUGGAACUAAAUAUCCAACGGUUUCGCGAAUACAAGCAAAUCGAAUAUUCUUACGCGUGGACUGUUGGUUCGACGAUGUUUAAGAUAUUGCGCAACACUGAAUAGCACCUUGUCGAAUUCUCGAUAAUAUUAAAACACGAUCGACGAAUUGAAAAUGUUACGGGUUAUAAUACCAAUACAAUAGAAAACAAAUGCCUUUUUUUCACUCUGAAACGCAUCGCACAAUUACCU